This is a messenger RNA of Acanthaster planci (crown-of-thorns starfish), 1572 nucleotides long. RefSeq names its product lipid droplet associated hydrolase (gene ldah). Gene Ontology annotation, biological process: lipid storage. Gene Ontology annotation, cellular component: lipid droplet. Lineage: Eukaryota; Metazoa; Echinodermata; Asteroidea; Valvatida; Acanthasteridae. Gene Ontology annotation, molecular function: lipase activity. The record is from RefSeq and is a predicted model, not a curated record.
CGUGAAUUACCCCGUACUCUUUUAACGUGCCGCCAUCUUGCUACAGCAAAUGAAGUGAUGAGAAGCAUAUUAAUUUAAAGGGAUGAUUUUUUUAUGAUUACCGAAUAUCUGGGGUGCGUCCUACCAUGAAGGAAUAAAACACACUACGGUCCUACACUGCCUAGGGCUACGAGGAAUCUCCGAAUUUCCAGGAAUUGGACUCAUUACCGUAGCAAGCCCACCAUCAAUCCAACAUCAAUGAACCCAGUUGCCAUGGCAACCAAAUACAAGGAUGAGAUUUUCUGUGCAGCAGAGUACAUCAGUGUUCGUGGCAUCCAGACUCGCAUAAUGAAAGUCCAGAAGCGUGACUCUGAUGAUGACAGAAGCGACGUCGAUGUCCUUGAUGUGCUUUUUCUAGUCAUUCCAGGUAACCCUGGAGUGGUCGAUUUCUAUGAAGUUUUUAUGCAAACACUGUACAAGGCCAGUGCAUACAGGGCAUCUGUGUGGGGCGUGUCCCAUGCUGGGCAUACAUUACUUCCUAAAGAACACAACACAGAUACAUACAGUUUAGAUGACCAGAUUGACCACAAAGCAGCAUUCAUCCAAGAUUUUGUGCCCAAAGACAAAAGGAUCGUACUCAUCGGUCAUUCCAUUGGUUGCCACAUCAUCCUCCAGGUCAUGAAGCGACACCCUACUCUCCCCAUCCUCAAGGCUCUCCUCCUCUUCCCGACCAUUGAGAGGAUGUGGUCCUCCCCAAACGGCACUGUCUUGGCUCCGUUCCUCUGCUAUGCCCGCUGGCUAGGAGUCUUGGUGGUCUUUCUGGGCUCUUACCUCUCAGACUGGGUCAAGUGGCGGAUGAUCAACUGGUUCCUCAAAGACAAAAAGGUUCCAACAUGCGCCUUCCAUGCUGCCCUCAAUCUUUUCAAUCCUGGCUGUGCCAACAACGCACUCACUAUGGCAGCACAUGAGAUGCGGGAAGUGGUGGAACCAGACCUGGAUGCCAUCGCCCAACACCUGCCCAAGCUCGUCUUCUACUACGGUGCAACGGACGGAUGGUGCCCCGUCGACUAUUACGACGACAUGAGAGCGUUGUUCCCCGAGGGGGACAUUCGGCUCUGCAAGCGGGAUAGCCACGCGUUCUGCUUAGAGUCUAGUGAGCUGAUGGCAGAUAUGGUGUGGAACUGGCUCUGGAAUGUUAUCGUGCCAACAAAAAGCUGAAACAUGGCCUGUCAACAUGUGAGAACAUAAUGUACAUAAUGAUACAAAAGUGCCCCCCCUCGAUACCUCGAAUACCACAGAGCUUGAGAACAAUGAACUCUGGAGACAUUGCUCAAUCUCAGAGGAGUAUAAUACUUUACACCUCGAAAACUUACUCAUUCUUAUUAAUUUGAUUGAAACUAUCUUUAUACUCGUUUUAAUCAUAAUGUUAUCAGUGCCCUUUAUAAGAGCACAGAGAUUCACAGAUUUACUGUGUUUUGUUAUACAUUUGGACAAUUUUUACUUCAAAAUCGUAAAUCCUGAAUAUUUUUCAUCUGUGAAAGUCUCAUAUAAAAGGAAUAAAUAUGUGAAUCAUAUCAAAGUGAAUUUUUUUAA